This is a messenger RNA of Neopsephotus bourkii (Bourke's parrot), 2814 nucleotides long. It is a transcript of the gene OGFR, whose product is annotated as opioid growth factor receptor. The record is from RefSeq and is a predicted model, not a curated record. Gene Ontology annotation, molecular function: opioid growth factor receptor activity. Gene Ontology annotation, cellular component: membrane. Lineage: Eukaryota; Metazoa; Chordata; Aves; Psittaciformes; Psittacidae. The transcript is spliced from 9 exons. Bases 118 to 2238 code for a protein of 706 amino acids.
UCCUUCCCUCCUGUCCCGCCCCACGUGCUCGCGCUUUGUGCCGCGCAGCUCUUUCGCUUUCCCUUUCCCGCCCCCUUUCCUUUCCUUUCCUCUUCCCGUCGCUCCCGCCGCGCUCCCAUGGCGGCCAGGCACGGCUUCGGGGCGCAGGAGGACGAGGCGUGCCUCUGGGAGUACGACUCCACCUGGGAGGAGGAGGAGGGCGAUGGAGAAGAGGAGGAGGAAGAGGAUGGCGGCGAAGGCGAGCUGGAGGCAUCAGCCGAGGAGGAUCCGCAGGAUGAAGGCGAGCAGUCGGCGCUGAGCUGGGUGCAGAGCUGCUGGCAGGCCCAGCUUUCAUGGUGCACUCUGCUGCUGAAGCUGCUAAUGUUUUCAUUCAGUACUGAGGAGCCAAAAUCAAAUUCGUCACCGUUGUUUCGGAGGAGUUUUCAGUUCUCAGGGAGGCGCAACUGGAAUGCAGCAGAAGACUUGCAGAGAUACAGACAUCAGUACCCGGAUUUGAUGGAAUCAGAAAAUGAGGAGGAAGAAGAGAUGUUGAACUUAAGGUUUUAUAAAAACAAGACUCACUUUUUGCCCCAGGGUUUGUUUAUUGAAAAUCUGCUUGAAUCUUGGUGGGACAACUAUGAAGUUCUGGAAGAAAACCAUUCUUACAUACAGUGGCUGUUCCCUUUACGUGAACCUGGGAUGAACUGGUAUGCCAAGCCACUCACGUGUCGAGAAAUCCAGGCCUUUAAGAAGUCCAAGGAAGUUAUGCAAAGAUUUAUCCGUGCUUAUCGGCUCAUGCUGGGAUUUUAUGGAAUCGUUCUGCUUAACGAGGAAACUGGAGAACUCAAGAGAGCAGAGAACUGGGCUGAGCGGUUUCAGAACUUGAACCGGUUCAGCCACAACAAUCUGCGGAUUACUCGCAUCCUGAAGUGCCUGGGGGAGAUGGGAUAUGAACAUUAUCAAGUGCACUUGGUAAAGUUUUUCCUAACAGAAACUCUUGUUAAGGAGACGUUGCCAAAUGUCAAGAGAAGUGCCUUGGAUUACUUCCUGUUUACCAUCCGGAGCAAACAGAAGAGGAGAGAACUGGUCCACUAUGCUUGGCAACACUUCAGACCUCGAGACAGCUUCGUGUGGGGGCCACACCACAAACUCUUGAAGUACAGACCCCGCUCUGCCAAGUCACAACUGCAGCAAAAGGCUGAAGAUAAACAGGAAACUCCUGGUAGAAAAUGUGAUGAUUCUGUGGAUCAUCAGAACCAGUCACCAGAGGAAGAGCAGGAGGCUGGAGAUGCUGCAAGCUUGCAGCCGGAAGUGAACAAUAAAGAUGUAAAAGAGAAGAUAAGUGAAUGUCCUUUGAAAGGAGGAGGUGAUGAGGAGGCGAAAGAAGCUUCGUUUACCCAGCAGGAGGAGGAGGAUUUAAACAGCGAGGCUGAAGAAGUGCAGGGUGCAGCAGAGAAUGAUUGCACAAAGGAGAGCAAGAAGAGAAAACUGGAUGCAAAUAGGGUAGAUGCUAAGAGUGGACCACUGAAAAGCCCUACUGAUAUUGAAAACAUUUCUCAUAACCUGGGAGAAUGUGCAAUUGAUGCAGAGAUCACCUCCUCAGCUCCACUCCUAGAAGCAGAAGAGGACAAGGAAACACUGAAAGAAGAGGAUGCAAGCACCAAAGACCCAGCAGCACCAGAGAGCACUGAUGCUGCUGUGAAACGGAGGAAGGUAGAUAAAAGAACAACGAGAAACAGACCAUGCAACUUGGCCAUAAACCUGAAUAUGGGAAUCAAGUCCAAUCCAUCAGUUGCAAAUGCUGAGGCUGAAAAUGAUGGUGAGAAAAAUGCAGCUGUGGAUGUGGUGAGAGAGAGGAGCAGUGGUGAUGCAAAUGGUGGGGCUGUGGGACCCCCAGUCGAUUCCAGGCUGCACAAGUCUGGCUGGACUUCUCCAAUAAGUGAUGGCUUGGAGGCGAGUGGAGACCGAGUCACAGCAAGGAGCGAUAAGCAGCACUGCAACAGCACAUUCCUGCAAGGGGAAAGUGAGGUAGAUGGGGUAGAACAGCAUCAAAAGGCAGAAAAUGCGAGUGAAAAGGAGCAAGCAGAAGUCACAGGGAAGAAACAUCCCCCAGAGAGUCUGAAGCAGAGCAUUGCAUCCCCUUGUCCUGAAGAAGACAGUACUGAGGUUGCAACACACGAACGGGAAAGCUCUGAGUGUGCAGCAGAACCUGCUGAGGAGCAGGUAGCAGCAAGUGACACCAGCAUGGGAAGCACUUGAGCAAGAAAGAUGGCACUGGCCUAACUGCUAGGAGCCAGCUUGGUGGUUUGGAUAGCAGAAUUAGAAGAAUAAACUUCCUUUGGCUGAUCCAGGCUAGACCCUGUGUGACUUGCACUCUUCAACUCUUUUUUUAACCAUCUGUGGUGAUUUCACUGAGAUCCAGUCCUUGGCUACCCUAGAGAGGAAAGCUGAUUUAGUCAUUCCCCGCAGGCUGUGUCCUGUUCCUGGUUUUUAUCUGAUUUUCAGGACUAUCUUGGAGCAACAGGGAUUUUUGCACUUUGAUUCUGGUAUGCCCCCUCUUAAAGAGGCGGGGAGAACUGGUCUGUUCCCUUGUUUGAACUGGUCAAGUUCUUACUAAAUACAUGGCGUUCAGUGUAAGACAGCAUGACCUAACUUGCCAAAACUUUCUAUUUCCAUGUAACUUCUAUUUGUUAUUUUGGAUGGCUGUACCUUCCCAGGGGAUUUAUUCCUGGCAAAGGUGCAGUUCCCCCCAAAGAAAAGGGUAUAUGUAUUCAUUUCACACCAUGUAAGAGUAUUGUUGCCUGUCCUCCGAUAAAGAAAGUGGGUUUGACUUUA